This is a messenger RNA of Cokeromyces recurvatus, 1024 nucleotides long. Its product is annotated as 50S ribosomal protein L30e-like protein. NCBI's taxonomy places the organism in Eukaryota, Fungi, Mucoromycota, Mucoromycetes, Mucorales, Mucoraceae. Gene Ontology annotation, biological process: ribosome biogenesis. The coding region runs from base 97 to 933 and encodes 278 amino acids. The transcript has 2 exons. The record is from RefSeq and is a predicted model, not a curated record. Gene Ontology annotation, cellular component: ribonucleoprotein complex.
AAAAAAAAAAAAAAAAAAAAAUAAUAAUUCCGGGUCGGACUUACUUUAAUGCUUAGAGUGUCUAUACAAUAAAAUGUAACUUCUUGAGAGGUCAACAUGAAUCCUCCUCUUUUUCAUACAUCUCAAUAUGGUAAAGCUCCUACCAAGAAGUCUGCCGGUAAGAAGGUUGCUCCCGCUCCCUACCCCAUCAAGAGUAAGCAAGCCCCUAAGGUUGCUGCCAAUCCUUUGCUCGAAAAGACCCCCAAGAACUUCGGUAUUGGUCAAGAUGUCCAACCCAAGCGUGAUGUUUCACGUUUCGUCAAGUGGCCCAAGUACGUUCGUCUUCAACGCCAAAAGAAGAUCAUCUACCAACGUCUUAAGGUCCCUCCUGCUAUCAACCAAUUCACUCAAGUUUUGGAUAAGAACACUGCUACUCAACUCUUCAAGUUGAUGCACAAGUACAGACCCGAAAGCAAGACCGAAAAGCGUGAUCGUCUCCGUGCCAUUGCUGCUGCUAAGGCUGAAAAGAAGGAAGUCCCCAAGACUGACAAGCCUAUGGUUGUCAAGUACGGUAUCAACCACAUUACCGCCCUUGUUGAAGCUAAGAAGGCUCAAUUGGUUGUCAUUGCCGAUGAUGUUGAUCCUAUCGAAUUGGUCCUCUGGCUCCCUGCCCUCUGUCGUAAGAUGGGUGUCCCUUACUGUAUCGUCAAGGGUAAGGCUCGUCUCGGUGCCCUCGUCCACAAGAAGACUGCUACCGCUCUUGCCUUGACUGAUGUUGCUGAAGCUGAUAAGGCUGAAUUGGCUACCCUCGUCUCUGCUGUCAACGCUAACUUCACUGAGAAGUGGGAUGAAAACCGUCGUCACUGGGGUGGCGGUAUCAUGGGCCCCAAGUCCAACGCCAAGAUGGCUAAGCGUGCUGCUGCUGCCGCUAAGGAAAUUGCUGCUCGUCAAUAAACACAUUAUUUUUUAGAUAAUAAAAAUAAUAACUAAACUUUUAUAACAAUUACCCUAAAUUGAAGUUUUAUAUAUGUAUAUAUAUAUGUGU